This is a messenger RNA of Diplodia corticola, 948 nucleotides long. RefSeq names its product pyrroline-5-carboxylate reductase. The record is from RefSeq and is a predicted model, not a curated record. The coding region runs from base 1 to 948 and encodes 315 amino acids. The transcript has 2 exons. Gene Ontology annotation, molecular function: pyrroline-5-carboxylate reductase activity. Gene Ontology annotation, biological process: L-proline biosynthetic process. NCBI's taxonomy places the organism in Eukaryota, Fungi, Ascomycota, Dothideomycetes, Botryosphaeriales, Botryosphaeriaceae.
AUGUCCGAAUUGGAAGACGCAACCACCCUCUGCAUAUUGGGCUGCGGCAACCUAGGCACCGCCAUCCUCACCAACCUCAUCGAGCCCACCCCAAGCAAUGCCGACCCGCUCCCCUUCACGAACUUCAUCGCCUGCGUGCGCAGCGAGAAGUCGGAGCAAGCCCUAAAGCACCGCUUCCCUUCCCCACCGCAAAACCUCACCAUCUCCCGGGGCUCCAACACCGCCGCCGUGCAAUCCGCCUCCGUCAUCAUCCUCGCCGCCGACCCCGCCGACAUCCCCAGCCUCCUCGCCGCCCCGGGCCUGCGCGACGCCCUCGCCGGCAAACUCCUCAUCAGCGUCGCCGCCGGCUGGACGCGCCCCGCGCUCGAAACGACCCUCUACGGCACCGCGACGACCGCCGCCAAUCGCCGCGCCGAGAACCGCGCCUGGAUCAUCCGCACGCUGCCCAACAUCGCCGCCCUCGCAGCCGCGGGGCUGACGGCCAUCGAAGUCGAUGACGACGCCGCCGCCGCCGCCGCCGCCAACCACGCCACGCACCUCGACCUCACCACCGCCAUCUUCUCCCGCGUCGGCCGCACGCUGCGCGUCGCGCCGCGCCACAUGGACGCCGCGACCGCGCUCGCCGGCUCCACGCCCGCCUUCUUCGCCGUCAUCUGCGACGCCCUGGUCGACGCCGGGGUGGCGGUCGGCGUGCCCCGCGACCAGGCGAGCGCCAUGAUCUUCCAGGCGAUGGCCGGGACCGCGGCGAUGCUGAAUGACGGCGUGCACCCCGGGGUGUUGAAGGACCGCGGGACGUCGCCUGAGGGAUGCACGAUUGGCGGGUUGAUGGUGAUGGAGGAGGGGGGCGUGAGGGGGACGGUGGGGAGGGCGUUGAGGGAGGCGGUGACGGUGGCGAGGUUGAUGGGGAGGGAGGGGGGGGCGGGGCAUGUGAAUGAUACGGUGAGGUAG